This is a messenger RNA of Papaver somniferum (opium poppy), 1227 nucleotides long. Its product is annotated as protein HEADING DATE 3A-like. The record is from RefSeq and is a predicted model, not a curated record. The transcript is spliced from 4 exons. NCBI's taxonomy places the organism in Eukaryota, Viridiplantae, Streptophyta, Magnoliopsida, Ranunculales, Papaveraceae. Bases 249 to 779 code for a protein of 176 amino acids.
UGGAUAGAUUGGAUGUGAACAUUUUUCAUUACUGAAGAAAGUAAGAUGGCAAAUUUGAGAAUUUUUUAAGCCACCCUCCAAAUGUAUCUUGCCUAUAUAUAGACUUGGCUACUUAGUGAUCUACCAUCAUCACUUUUGCAAUAAAUAUAUACUUGCAAAAACACUGGCUAGAUAAUACUCAUUUCAUUACGUACCUUCUUCAUUCUGCUAGAUCUCUCUCUCUUUGUUAUCUCUAGCUAUCUAGCUUGAUGCGAAGAGUACCAAGAGAUCCAUUGGUAGUAGGGAGGGUAGUAGGGGAUGUAUUAGACCCCUUUGAAAGAUCAGUAUCGAUUAGGAUAUCAUAUACUUCAAAGGACGUCACUAAUGGUUGUGAAUUUAAACCUUCUGCUGUUGUUACUCAACCUAGAGUUGAGAUUGGGGGUGAUGACAUGAGGACCUUUUACACUCUGGUAAUGGUAGACCCUGAUGCACCUAGCCCUAGCGAUCCAAAUUUAAGAGAAUAUUUGCACUGGUUGGUUACUGAUAUCCCAGGAACAACAGGAGCAACAUAUGGACAAGAAAUCGUGACAUACGAAGCACCUAGACCAACUGCGGGGAUUCACCGAUUUGUUUACGUAUUAUUCCGUCAACUUGGUCGUCAAACUGUAUAUGCACCAGGCUGGCGUCAAAAUUUCAACACGCGAGAUUUUGCUGAAAUUCACAAUCUCGGCCUGCCUGUUGCUGCUGUAUACUUCAACUGCCAGAGGGAGAGUGGCUCCGGAGGCAGAAGAAGAGCAUGAAACAAAGUAAGAUAUCUUAACAUCUUACCAAGAAGAUUAAGAAUGACACUAGUAUCUUAUAUAUCACUGUAUAUAUAGAUUGAUCAAAAUAUAUGAGGAGUGGUUUAUAUGAAGGGGAAUAUAAAUCUAUCCAUAUAGACAAAAAUAAAGUAGCACUCUGUUAAUAGCUACUACUAUCGAUGGCUGUCGAUAUAUGAACAACUGCUUAACGCGGUUCGUUACUAUCGUUAGUACAUCUCAUCACAAGGUUAUGGAAUUCAGCUCUGUAAGUUGUGUUCUCAUAGUUGGUAUGGUUCUUUAUUUUGCUCUAUAUCGUUAUUAGCAAAUCGUCUGUUUGUGGAGGAUUUGGUGUUCAUCAACAUUAAAGUGUCUUUUGAUUGUGUUUGUAAUACAGUUUGCCCCUUAUUUUGGUAUAUAUUUGAUGGAGCCAGAUGAUCUUUUUGUCUCA